AUUUUCKAAGUWAAAAUGYAAAUUYUAUUAACUGUAGUUUUUUGCAGGUUUAGAUACCGRCUUGUGAAGAAYAAUGGUCAGUGGGCUUACAUGUGCGACUUUUGCWCUUCUUCUUUCGAUAGGGCAGAAGAACUUUUAAUGCACAGAGAAACCCACACUAAUCCUAAUUUCAUAAUGAUGGUAAUGCCCAAAGAGGAGAAUUUUUUAUCAAACGAAAUGAAAAUGAUCGGUUCUUAUCCUUGUGAUCUUUGCUCUCGUGUGUUCAAAUACGAAAGCCACUUUAACAACCACCGCCUCCGUCAUUUCGAGCCUCAAAUUAAACAACUUUUCUCCUGUGAUCUCUGCCACCGUUCGUACAGAUUCCAAAGCCAAUUGAAUAUUCACCGCCGCCGCCACUUUGCACCCAAAAUAAAAUGCCCUCAGUGUGACAAACACCUCUACGACAACUACACCCUCAAAGAGCACAUUUCGCAACAUCACGAAAACCGGCGGUURAUCUGCGAUAUGUGCAACCACGCCGCCCCUACUAAGUCUAUUUUGCGGUUACACAUCGUGGCCAAACACACCAAAGUCUACCCUUUCAGAUGCGAGCUAUGUGGUGAAGGGUAUGCCAAGAAGUGGUCUCUCGACAUCCACCACAAGUCGGUGCACGAAGGCACUCGCUACGUCUGCGAAAUCUGCAAAAAGGUGUUCAAAUACGAGGCAGGUCUGAGGACACACCUCAAAACUCAUGAUCCCAAUCAGCCUAAAACCGGAUUCACCUGCGAGAUUUGCUCGAAAGUCAUACAAAACGCGAGGGAUUUUGAAAGACAUGUGAAGGCGCAUCAUGGACAAAGAGAAGGGCAAAUGUGCGACGUGUGUGGGAAGAGUUACGCCAAAUUGGCGGUGCACAUGCAGAGUCAUACGGGGCUUAAGACACAUAUUUGUGAGAUUUGUGGCAAGGCUUUUGCCAGGAAUCAGGCGCUUCAGAGUCAUAUGUUGACACAUAAUGAGGAAAAACCGCACAAGUGUGAUGUGUGCGGGAAGGGACAUAAUACUAAACCGGCACUUAAGGUGCAUAUGAGGAAACACACAGGGGAGAGGCCUUACAAGUGCAGUGUGUGUUUAGAAGAGUUUAUCUCAGGGUCUAGGCUGACUCAGCAUAAGUGUAAACCCAUUGUUGACUAGUUGUUUUUGUUAUCAGGUCGUAAUGUUUUUUAUUUUAUUUUCGAUUUCUUCACAGAAGCUAUGUUAUGUACCUGUUUCCAUACUUUUGGGUGUUAAUAAAUUAUUUGUUACGAGA
This is a messenger RNA of Tribolium madens (black flour beetle), 1282 nucleotides long. Its product is annotated as zinc finger protein 234-like. The transcript is spliced from 2 exons. Lineage: Eukaryota; Metazoa; Arthropoda; Insecta; Coleoptera; Tenebrionidae. The coding region runs from base 16 to 1167 and encodes 383 amino acids. Gene Ontology annotation, molecular function: DNA-binding transcription factor activity; RNA polymerase II cis-regulatory region sequence-specific DNA binding. The record is from RefSeq and is a predicted model, not a curated record. Gene Ontology annotation, biological process: regulation of transcription by RNA polymerase II.